UAAGUUAAAAAUUGUGUAACUUUUACGGAUUGCUUUCGUGGUAUUUGUUUGCAGAGUUGCACUUUAUAAGAAGACGCUGGCUGCCGCCACCGAAAAGUUUUAAAUUCCCAUAGAAAGGAGUCAUAGUCACAGAAUUUUGAAUCAAACGACGGGGAAAACGCAAAAAUCAUUUAUGUCCUGUGGGAAGGCAAGCAGUAUUAGAAUUGUAGACAUUCAAAAGGAAAUCAGUCUAUGAAACAAGCAGAAUAUCAGACAUCGCCGGUCAAAAGAAAGUGUCCGAAUUUAACUGCAGAUCAGGCUGUUUGAGUGAAUGCCGUUUUUGGUGGACAGUUUGUCACCUACCGAAGCAGAGUAAUUUAACAUUAAAGGACAAACCUAGCAGGAAGUUAAGGGCCUAAACUUUAGGCAGGCCUCACUAUUUUGUUUGGUAUUGACACCAUAGUGUCAAUCAGAGCACUCUGUACCGAUCUAACUAAAACUUCUUAGAUCGGAAUUUUUUUUUAUCAAGGAAAUAAUUUAAAAUAUUUAGUUUAAUGGGUCCUAAACGCCGCCCUCGAUCUAAGAAAGAAAGUACUAUUGUUAAACGAAGGGGUAAUUUGGGUGAGAGUAGCGGUACUGAAGACGACAGUGAUGCCAAUGAGACCGGGCCCCAGAAGGAUAUUACCGCUAGUUUUAGGGGUCUUCCAAAAGCCAGUGAAGCCUUCAAUACCCCAGAACAAGAUAGUAAUGCUACCGACUACGGUCUGGAAUUUACAACUAGCCGUAUACAAAGUCAACAAUCCCCGAGGCGUUGUUCAACUCUGAGAACUGGAAGUUCCCAGGAAGAGCAAACACCCAAGCGCACCACAACGCGACAAUCGAAGCAAGAAGAUUUAGCAAAGAAAGAUAUCCCCGUGAGGAAAACUACUAGGCAUACAGCCAGUCCAUCAGUAAGCUUCGAACAGCAACAAGAAUAUGAACGUAAUGACGCAACCGAAAGUGCGGAAGUGGAACAAGGAGCCGCAACUAGUAAAAGAUCAACUAGACAGUCUGAACAGUCCAAAGAAAAACCAUCCGCUAACGAAAAUGUCACGGUCGAACAGGCAAAAUCCACGCUUACUUCCUCACCACAAAAAUCAAAAAAACAGGCCCGACCCCAAACGAAACAAAAUGCACAAAAUACGGAUUUGGAUAACGAAACGCGACAAAGUAAGCCAAAACAGACACGUAAACAACAGAAACCCCAACAAUUGAAUGCUCGAUUUUUGCGUGAUGUCAAAUAUCUACAAAAUAGGACGGAAUUUUUAAUACCACGUCUACCAUUUUCUCGAGUGGUGCGUGAAAUUCUCAUGAGUAUGUCCCAAUCAGUCACUCAUGUAACCCCCACGGCCUUAGAAGCAUUACAGGCAUCAUCCGAAAUGUAUUUAACUCAAAGGUUGCAGGACGCCUAUAUGUUAACCUUGCAUCGGGGUCGCGUAACGCUGGAUGUUCGCGAUAUGCAAUUAAUAAAUUUCUUAAAAAUGUAUUUAUAAGAUAAAAAAACGUAGAAUUCUUAGUCAAAGUAUGUUUAAGAUUAAAAGCCAAAACCACAUAAUUGCGUGCCGCUCGAACCAACGACCUCUAAUUAUAAAACAAUCAUUUGUUGUACCAUGUUUGUAAAUUGGUGUUCAUGUUUAUUGUUAUCAAAGUAAUUGCAAUCAAAUAUGUAUAACUUAAACAACGUUAAAAAACAAUUUGUUACAUAAAAUUACAUAAAAAAUUAA
Messenger RNA from Stomoxys calcitrans (stable fly), 1742 nucleotides. RefSeq names its product histone H3-like centromeric protein cid. Gene Ontology annotation, cellular component: nucleosome. NCBI's taxonomy places the organism in Eukaryota, Metazoa, Arthropoda, Insecta, Diptera, Muscidae. Gene Ontology annotation, molecular function: protein heterodimerization activity; DNA binding; structural constituent of chromatin. The record is from RefSeq and is a predicted model, not a curated record. The transcript is spliced from 5 exons. Bases 534 to 1511 code for a protein of 325 amino acids.